GAUCGAAGAGGACAAAAGAAUUGAAGAGAAAGAGGAAAAAGUCCUUCGCUGCAGAACGCAGACCUGACCACAGUCCCUCUCUCUUUAAGGAAGCACCUGUUGCUCUGACAUCUGUCUGCCGCCUUCAAAGUCUUCUCAAAAUGGCCGUGAUGCUGAAGCCAUGGACGGUGCUGGUGGCGGUGGUGCUGUGUGUGUUGGUGUGUCUGGGCACCCUGGCAGACGCCUAUCCCCCCAAACCAGAGAACCCCGGAGAGGACGCCCCGCCUGAGGAGCUGGCCAAGUACUACACCGCCCUGAGACACUACAUCAACCUGAUCACCCGGCAGAGGUAUGGGAAGCGUUCAGCCCAGGAAGAUGUGAUGGCAGAGCUGCUGUUUGGAGACAAUAACAGAGACCAGAGAUCAAGAUAUGACGACUCUUACAUGUGGUAACUCCGCCGCGUCUCUUCCCUCCUCAUCGGGCAUUCCCUCUGGGUGCGUCCCACAGUGCACCUGGAGGGGCCAACAUGUGCCUCUCACCUCUGACCCCUGACCUCUGACCCCUGAACCCGACCACAACCAACCAACGGCCAUCUUUGACUGGAACACAGCCUCUCUCUCACUCUCUCUGUCUCACUCUCUCAGUCUCUCUCUCUCUCUCUUGUUGCCUCUCCCCCUGUCUCACAUCUGUGUCAUGACAAGAAAAUUGUACAUAAUUUAUUAUUGAAAUAAAGAUAUAUAUCAGAUCAGAGCUACAAACCCAGAGGUGGAACCCUGUCUGUGUGUGAGCGUCGAUCUCCCUUCCGCUGUCCUACACUGUCUACAGGAGAAAAUUCUUGUUUUAAC
Messenger RNA from Myripristis murdjan (pinecone soldierfish), 824 nucleotides. RefSeq names its product peptide YYa (gene pyya). Gene Ontology annotation, biological process: neuropeptide signaling pathway; feeding behavior. The record is from RefSeq and is a predicted model, not a curated record. Gene Ontology annotation, cellular component: extracellular region. Gene Ontology annotation, molecular function: neuropeptide Y receptor binding; neuropeptide hormone activity. Bases 141 to 431 code for a protein of 96 amino acids. NCBI's taxonomy places the organism in Eukaryota, Metazoa, Chordata, Actinopteri, Holocentriformes, Holocentridae. The transcript has 4 exons.